AUGCUGGGACGUUCAUACUGGCCUAUGCUGGCUAUGCUAAGUCUGCCUUAUACUGGCUAUGCUCGUGCUAUACUAUGCUGGUGCUUCAUACUAGCAUACUCGGAUUCUAACACGGUAUAUCCUUUUUCUUUUUCGUAUCUACUGGUAAAGUUUGUGUUGUGGCUCGGUGAUCCGUUCGGUUUGCAGGUAGCUAGGGCGGCUUGCAUCUGUGUGCGGUCUAUGCGCAUGAGGACUCGCUCCUUGAAGUCGACUUUUGUCAAUUGCUCCGAUGUCAAAGCCAAGGUCGUUUCCAAUGAGACACGGACGCUGCCGACGCUUGAGCUCGGGGAGCCUGGAGCCAAAGCACUUUUUUUCAUCCAUGGAUGGCCAGACAACGCUGCGAUGUGGGCUGCACAAUUUGCACAUUUUUGUUUCAAUGGUUCAUUUUACUGUGUGGCUGUGACUUUGGCCAAUUUUCACCCUGACUUUCCUGAUGCAGAUCCUGAUAAGGAGUUGAAAAUUACCCAGCAACUCAUUGAAAUCCACCAGACGAUGCUAGAGGCUCAUCUUGUGGACCCAACACUUGUUGUCCAUGACUGGGGCUCUGUAAUCGGGUAUGAGAUGCUUCAUCGUUAUCCUGCAGUUGCCAGGCAAAUCAUAUCGUUUGAUGUUGGCAGUACAGUCUCUUCCGAAAGUUGGAAACUUAACUUGACUUACCAAGAACAAAAUCGAGAGGCGUGGCAACAGAAAAACGACAGCAAGAGUGUUGGUUCAGCAAUUUACUGGGAGGCACCAGCACCGCUCAGAGCCACAUGGAGGACUUCUUGGCCUUACGAAUAUAAUUUAUCUUACCGAGGCUUCAUUCAACAUCCGUAUCCACCUGCAAGUGUCCCACUCCUCUUCCUUUGGGGGAACAUGACCCGAGGCGAGCCGCGCCAAGCUAAUACCAUUUUUUUCGGUCCGCAUUGGCUCGACUUUGUGCGCUCUACCCCGCACGGCCGAGUUGUCGAAGUAGACUCCGACCACUGGAUGCAUGUUAAGUCACCUAGAUUCGUCAAUAAUGCGAUUAGUGCUUGGCUCAAUGGAUACUAA
Aureococcus anophagefferens is the source of this 1071-nucleotide messenger RNA. RefSeq lists its product as hypothetical. The transcript is spliced from 4 exons. Gene Ontology annotation, molecular function: hydrolase activity. The coding region runs from base 1 to 1071 and encodes 356 amino acids. NCBI's taxonomy places the organism in Eukaryota, Pelagophyceae, Pelagomonadales, Pelagomonadaceae. The record is from RefSeq and is a predicted model, not a curated record.